This is a messenger RNA of Nothoprocta perdicaria, 2239 nucleotides long. Its product is annotated as major facilitator superfamily domain-containing protein 1-like. The record is from RefSeq and is a predicted model, not a curated record. The transcript has 13 exons. The coding region runs from base 1 to 1749 and encodes 582 amino acids. Gene Ontology annotation, biological process: transmembrane transport. Lineage: Eukaryota; Metazoa; Chordata; Aves; Tinamiformes; Tinamidae. Gene Ontology annotation, molecular function: transmembrane transporter activity.
AUGUCUGCCAUAGAGACAGCCCCUACCGAGGAGGUGGCUUCGCCUGGCCCUGCCUUCCCGCCUCUGGAGACGCCUGAGGCAAAUCCCGUGUGGGCCGAGGAGAGCCCCUGGUGCUACUACAGCAGGCCGGCCACGCUGCUUGUGGUCGGCGGGCUGCUCGUGGCCGGCAGCGCCGCCAUGGGCGCGCUCCACUUGUCCCGGCACGCCGCCAUCCCGCACGCCCUGGGGCCCGUGUGCCUCUCCAUUGGCCUCGUGUUCCUGGUGACCGGCAUCGUGUGGAUGCCCGUGGCCGCCCAGACCGCGCGGCACAAGGGGCUCCUGAGGGCGCCCGCCUACCGCUUCUCGGUGCUGCUCUUCAACUGCCUGCUCACCUUCGGCUCCUACUUCUGCUUCGACAUCCCGGGCGUGCUGCAGGACCAGUUCCAAGGGAAUUUGACCUGCCCCAAUGGAACCCAUCCUAACAGCACCGGACCAAACAGCACAGUGGSUUGUGUUGAAGGCUUAGGGAUGACACCUGCACAGUACAACUUGCUGUAUGCCAUCUACGCUUGGACAAAUGCAGUAGUGGUGAUUCUGGCUGGAUUCCUGAUCGAUAAACUGGGAAAUCGCUUUGGUGUCUUUGUUUUCUCCCUUCUGACUGUGCUGGGAUCGUCGAUCUUUGCGCUGGGCUCUCAUUUCAAGGGGUCACCAUAUCUCCUGCCACUGAUGCUGACAGGGAGGCUGCUCUUUGGCUCUGGAAAUGGAUCCCUUACUAUUGUGCAGAACCGUAUCACAGCCGUCUGGUUCAAAGGGAAGGAGCUGGCACUGGCCUUUGGACUGACCCUCUCAUUCUCCCGCCUUGGAAGUGUCCUCAACUUCUUCUUCACCCAGCAGUUUGAGACACGCUUUGGAAUACAGUGGACGCUCUGGGGCGGUACCCUGCUGUGUGUGCUUGGCUUCCUUUCAGCCAUUGCAGUCAGCGUGCUAGAUAAAGUGGGCAUGAAGCAGCUUGGCUUGGAUGGGGUCAUCCAGCAAGAAUCCAAGAAAGUGCGCAUCCAGGACGUCCGACGGCUUCCCCUUCGCUACUGGCUCCUGGUCCUCACCAUCAUGUUCUUCUACAACGGGGUCUUCCCUUUCGUGGCAGAUGCCAGCAAGUUUAUCCAGGAUAAAUAUUCUGGCUACAGUCAGCAGGCAGCUGCUUAUAUCGCUGGGGCAGUGUACGACAGCUCCCUUGUUCUCUCUGCAGCGGUUGGCAUAUUAAUUGAUUACGUUGGACUGAGAGGCAUCUUUGCUGUGGGCUGUGCGGCGCUUACUCUGCCAGUCUUCGCUCUCCUGGCAUUCACGUUUGUCCCCCCACUAGUGGCUACCAUCUGGUUGGGGAUUACUUACUCCUUUGCUGCUGCUAGUAUGUGGCCAUCCAUACCACUUGUGGUGCCUCAAGCAACAUUAGGGACUGCAAUGGGACUAGCAACUUCUGUGCAGAUGGUUGGCGUUGGCCUUUCUAACCUCAUUGUUGGACACAUUCUAGGGACGAAGUCCAGUGAAUUAAAGAUCCCACUGUGGCGCUGGCAGCAGAUGAUGAUCUUUAUGUUGGCCAACACUAUUGCAUGUAUUGUUGCUUCUGUUAGCCUCAAUGUGGUGGACAAGAAGCAGGGAGGAACGCUGAACCGGACGCGGAAGGGAGCACCCACGGAGCAGGAGGAGAGACAGGGAGCAGAUCAGGCACCGCUCCUGGAGGAUGACACCAGGAAUGAAGGCUCCAGCGGCUGAUCCUGCUGCAGUGAGAGAAGAGGGAUGGCUGCCAGACACAGUAUUGAUCAUUUCUACUUGAAAGGGAAUUUUUAGCCUGUGCAUUUUAAACAUUCUUAAAGAGAAACCUCGUUCUGUCAUCCGUUAAGAUCUGUGAAGGAAAUUGUCUGCACAAAGGGAAUGUUUUCGGUUCUCUGUGUCUGGAACACAAGUGGAACAGGCCUGAGACACUAUUUUUGGUGUUCUCUGCCACAGAGAAACCCGCAGGAAAGGCUUUUAAGUAMCACCACCCCAGUAAGUAAAAUUAGCCAAAUAUAAGCAUGUUCAUAAGCUGUUAGAUAGUUUCUUUAAACUUUUUUCAAUCUUGCAUUAAAAUUGUCCCCAGGAGGGGCACCUGGCUGGACUGCUGCUGAUUCUCAGCCUCAGGCCUUCUGCCUGCGCAGCAGCAGCAGCAGCAGCAGCAGCAGCGCGCUCUUCCGCACGCUCAUAGUCCAGCCAUUGCCACAGAUCA